UUAUUUCUCUUUUACAUUAAGUACAGGUGCUACAAAAUGAAGUUCAGAGUUUUGUCUACCUUUUUUCUCCUUACAUUUGCAAAGGGAACAUGGGAAUAUGAUCAUUUUAUUCACCAGGAUUCUUUGCUAUUUGCUGAACUUGGAAGCAGUGUGAUUAUACCCUGCUCUCACUCAGACGACUAUAUAAAUACUGUUUUAUGGUAUAAGCAUUCUGUUGGAAAGAAACCACUUCUCAUAGCGCAUUCAGAACAUGGCUCUGGAAGCAUUACAUAUCAAAAUGGCUUUAACAAUACAAAUCGAUACUUUAUCAGAUCUGAACCUGACUCUUUUAAUUUGACCAUCAUACACUUGGAAGAAUAUGAUUUUGUGACCUACUAUUGUGCUGUGAGUUUCUUGAACAUGAUUACAUUUGGAGAAGGGACAAUUCUUCUACAUAAAGAGAGUGAUGGAAUGAGAAGGACCACGGUUCUCCAGCAGCCUGUAUCUGACAGACUUAAUUCAGGAGAUUCAGUGACUCUGCAGUGUUCGGUCAUCAGUCAGAUCUGUGCAGGAGAAUACAGAGUCUACUGGUUCAGACAUUCAUCAGGACAUUCUGAUCCAGGAAUCAUUUACACUCAUGAUAACAGAAGUGAUCAGUGCAUGGAGAGAUCAGAGAGCAGCUCUUCUACCCAGAGCUGUGUCUACAGUCUCUCUCAGACUGAACUCACACCAUCUGAUGCUGGCAUUUAUUACUGUGCCGUUGCCACAUGUGGGAAGAUACACUUGGGAAAUGGAACUAAGUUGAUUAUUGAAGAUUUAGUCAUCUGGAAUUCAAUUACUUUAGUCCUGGCAACACUGAACAUCAUGACCAUGAUUGUGAUUAUAACUCUGCUGAUAGUGAUUCAUAAGAUCCACAUCAGAGAUGCCUUGAAUCAACCCAGAAAUCAAUGGAAGCAGAUCAUGGAUAUUGAUACCUUACACCAAGAGGAUACACGAGUCAUUUAUACCCAGCGCAUCAUGCGCUAAUUGAUAGUAAUGACAGCUUUAACAUCUCUGCAGGACAACUGCCCUCCAGGAAGAGGAUUGGACACCCAUAUACAAAAGUGAAAAAAGUGACAACAUUUCAAAGUGUUUUAAAAACAAACCGAAGAGCAGCCGUUUCAGCCCAUGCUUUCUUCAGUGCUCAUGAGGCAAAAAAGCAAAACGACAAAAUGUCUCCACAAAGAUUCAAAAUCAUUGUCCUUGUGGGGACAUUUUUUGGUCCCCAUGAGGAAAACAACUUAUAAAACCUUUUUUAAGCUUAAAAUACAGAACGUUUUGUGUAAGGGGAUAGAAAGUUUGUACAGUAUAAAAACAAUUACAUCUAUGGAAUAUCCCCAUAAGACAUGGAUACCCAGUGUGUGUGUUUGAUUUUGUUGCAUAAGAUUGAGGUGUUACAAUGAGACUCUGAGUGCUUACAUUUUAGUUUUUUUUAGUUUUUUUUUUUUUACCACAAAUUAUCUAUAAAAUAAGCAUUAUCCAAUUCAGUCAUUUCAAAUAGAUUUUUGUAAUUCUCAUAGCAUUAACUAAAGCUGUUUUAGCUAGACAUACACUUUUAUGUCAAAGAGAAGAAUUACUUCUCUCAUCUCUUCCACCAGGUUCAGGUUGAUUCUAUAUCAAUGGUCUGUUCUAUUAAUUCAUUGUUUCGCUGUUUGAAUAUCAUUUUAUGUCUUUUUGUGACUGUGUACAGUCAUCUCAUUAUCUCAGCUGAAGAGUAGAUUAUAAUAAAGA
Cyprinus carpio (common carp) is the source of this 1749-nucleotide messenger RNA. Its product is annotated as immunoglobulin kappa light chain-like. NCBI's taxonomy places the organism in Eukaryota, Metazoa, Chordata, Actinopteri, Cypriniformes, Cyprinidae. Gene Ontology annotation, biological process: response to bacterium. The record is from RefSeq and is a predicted model, not a curated record.